AUGACUGUCAUGUCACCCACCCACCCCACCUUGGAUCAUAGGAGCAGCGCGGCGAGCACUAGCAGCGUUGGCAGCAACGGCGGUGGGCUACGAAAGACGUUUGGUGCCGUGGCUCGUCGUGUGUCGCUCACUCGACGCGACUCAUCCGAGAACAAAGCCGCGAGCAUCAACAAACUACCCACUAUCCAGGACUUGACCAACACCACCUCGAAACGAAGGACCUCCGUCUCAAGCGUAAGCGACGCCUCGUCGCUGAACCGGAGCUCUGUCUCCUCGCUCCCCGCGCCACGCUUCUUGCUCAACAGCUCCUCCCCGGCGAGCGAGCUGCCUCAGACAUGGCUUGAAUGGAACAAGGCGUACCAAAUGGUCAGUCGCUGAACCCUAGCGGAACUAUUAAAUACGAGUGCCAUGAAACUGCUGCUGACUCCCCAUGCUUCGUCGUCUUCACUUCACUUCUUCAGGGUUUGAUCGGUGAGCUUGACCGACUGUUUCUGCUGAGUGCUCCGGGCUCCGACGCAGAGCCUCGCGGCCUCCCAGGAGCCGAAGUGGAGUCGAGCGCUCCUUCGAUAUCUUGAAGCUCUUGGUGCCCCGGCCCUUCCGUACAACGGUUCCCACAGAUCAGGAGAGCUGAUUGCUCUUAUUUACAUGAACAGACUACAAUGAUCCACCACCACCGCCGACCAAUCUGUGGAUCGGCUCGGAGAACGCCUCGCCAACCGGUCAGUAUCGAGCUCCGCUGCCGGCCGACGAAGGCGCGCGCCAGCGGGCGGUCGACAACCUCACCUUGCUCAACCACAAGCCCUACGAGAGGCGUGGAUCUGUUGGCGUCUCCCCCAAGACGUCAAAGAAGGAGACCGAGUUCGCUUCCGAAAUCGACAGCUACAGAGCCCCUCAGCCAAAUGCCGAGGACGAUGAUUUUGACUCUCAACCGCUGGAUCGAAUGGUCCCGAUCGUGCACAAGAUUCAUGGCGACGUCGGUCUCGUUCCACCGCAUCCAGAAGAUCUAGCGACACAUGAAGCCCUGCUCAAGCUGGCGCAGAGUGCCAAGAAGCGUUUCAACACCAAUGGUGGCACGGUCUCGCUCAUGGACCAAAGUUCUCAAGUCUUCCUCGCCGAAGAAGGUUUCAACACGAGAGAGUUGCCCCGUCAAUGUGAGCGACGGCUCGUUCUCCGUGAAUGCGAGAGAAAAUCGUGGGGCAUAGUCUGACAAACGCUCCUGUGGCAUUCCCGUCCCUCAAUUUGCUCUCACAGCCACCAUUUGCUCACACACGAUGCUCAAGGCGGCGGCGACGAAGUCCAAGGAAUCACUGGUUGUGCUUGACAUUGCCAAUGACUGGCGCUUUGCCUCGAACGACUUUGGACAGUUCACCAAGGGUUUCUACGCCGCAGCUCCGAUCAUGCUGCCAUCGGCGCUUGGGGACUCGGAGGAGCGACAACCGUGCGGCAUCUUCUGCGUCAUCGACUCAAAACCACGAGGUGCAUUCUCAAAAGAGGAUCGCCAGGAUCUGGAGAGGAUGGCCGACGCUGCUGCCGAGGAGAUCCUCAAGGUUUCGCAGGAAAAAUCCGCCGCGAGGGCCAGUACACUCAAGACAAAGCGGGAGGCUUGGAGGCGCUCAAAGCUCGUUCGACGAGUCUCCGAGAAGACGAGUCUCGAGUCCGUCGAAGAGCAGUCAACGCCUCCAACAUCUCCGGCCAUGCUCCAAGCAGGGGGUGGAGGGUACACCCUCACUGCGACGUCUCUCGCAGCUGUUGAGCGUUCAGACUCGUCUGGGUCUUUGGAAUGCUCUAGCAACGGCACGCCUUCCGCUUUGGCAUCCAAGCGGGGCUCCCUCGCCGACACCGCGUCGGACGGUGGCUCGGUUGAUCUUGCCAUCACGGUUAUGACCCCAACCUUCGGCAGGCGACGAGGACGCUCGGGAGUGCAUGCUUCGGCGGCCCGCGUCGCACCCGACAUCAAAUCCAUGCUCGACCUCUCAUCGCAACUCGUAGCUGAGUCCCUCGACAUCGACUUCACCUACAUUGCUGCUGUCGAUCUGCCCAAAUCUUCUGCGCCUCAUGUCGUCGGUGACAAGCCGAUGCGCCUUCUUUCCUCCCACAACUUGCCGAUUCCUGCCCCCCUGUUCGAUGUCGACCUCCAUCUUGAGACGCUGACCUCGCACCAACAGGCGCUCUUGUACACGGAUCCCGACUUCUCCGGCGCCGAGGGCGAAUUCUCGAGUGGGUUGUUGAUCAAGAUCCUGACGACCGAUGAUGUCGGCUACAUCCUGGGCGCUUUCACUGAGAACCCGAGGAGGUCAGUUGUCUGCCAGCAUUGCCCUAUGCCAUGCGCCUUUGCACUGACAUCUCCGUUCUUCUUGCCAACAGGAUUCUCAACAAGCAAGACUUCCACUUCAUGAAGACCUUCGCCAAUGACCUUGCCCGACAAGUGGCCAAGCUUUGA
This is a messenger RNA of Microbotryum saponariae, 2440 nucleotides long. NCBI's taxonomy places the organism in Eukaryota, Fungi, Basidiomycota, Microbotryomycetes, Microbotryales, Microbotryaceae. The record is from the annotation of a GenBank genome assembly.